CGCCGGCGCCGGCACCGCCGCCUAGCUACCCGACCCAGAGCUCGGCUGCGGCGGGCGCGGGCGGCGGCGGCGGCUCCCCCGUGCGGUCCGUGCUGGGACCUCCGCCUGCCUGCCGCACGGGGACGGCGCGCGCUCCAGCCCGCAGCAGGGACCGGGACGCUCGGCCCACCGUCCCUCGCGGGGCACUGACCCAGAGGAGAUGUAGGGUCGGAGCCACUCCCCCACUCGCCCUGCUGGGGCUCACAGCCAGCCACAACCGGCCACAAUCCACUCCCUCUCCUACAGAUGAGGAAGCUGAGGUUUCUUGAGGGAAGGUGAAAGACAAUCACGGAACCUGGUGAUCGUGUGUCAGGAACCAGGUUGGUCUGUCCUGGGGCCCAUGCCUUGAGGCUGCCAGCAUGCCUUGGGACGCAAGGCCUGGGGGCGGUGCAGACGGUGGCCCUGAGGGUGCCGGCGCAGCCCGCUCUCGGGCACAGAAACAAUGCCGGAAGUCGUCUUUUGCCUUCUACCAGGCGGUGCGCGACCUGCUUCCCGUGUGGCUCCUGGAGGACAUGCGCGCCAGCGAGGCCUUCCACUGGGAUGAGCGCGGGCGCGCCGCGGCCUACUCACCCUCGGAGGCGCUGCUCUACGCGCUGGUGCACGACCACCAGGCCUACGCACACUACCUGCUGGCCACUUUCCCGCGGCGCGCACUUGCGCCACCCAGCGCGGGCUUCCGCUGCUGUGCGGCGCCCGGGCCUCACGUGCCGCUGGCUGUGCGCUACAACCGCGUGGGCAUCCUGCGGCGCAUCCUGCGCACUGUGCGUGACUUCCCAGCUGAGGAGCGCGCGCGCCUGCUGGACCGGCGUGGCUGUAGCCGCGUGGAGGGUGGUGGCACUUCGCUGCACGUGGCCUGUGAGCUGGCGCGCCCCGAGUGCCUCUUCCUGCUUCUGGGCCACGGCGCCUCGCCUGGCCUCCGUGAUGGUGGUGGCCUCACACCACUGGAGCUGCUGCUGCGCCAGUUGGGCCGUGAUGCAGGCUCUGUCCCUGCCGCUGGGGCUGCCUCUUCCGCCACUGCUGCCAACACUGUGUCUGGGGAGCCACGCCAGCGCCGCCUGCUACUGCUUGACCUACUGGCGCUGUACACCCCUGCGGGUGCCGCAGGCCCAGCCCGCCGGGAGCUGCUGGAUGACCGACCGCGCUGGCAGCGGCUUCUGGGUGAGGACAAGUUCCAGUGGCUGGCAGGCCUGGCCCCGCCAUCUCUCUUUGCACGUGCCAUGCAGGUGCUGGUCACCGCCAUCUCUCCUGGCCGCUUCCCUGAGGCCCUGGAUGAGCUGCCGCUGCCGCCCUUCCUGCAGCCCUUGGACCUCACUGGCAAGGGCUAGACCCAGGGGGUGCGGGAUUUGGGGACAGAACUGUUUUUCGGAGCAUUGUACCUGCACUUUACAUAUACUGAUCUCUGUACAGGAGAAUCUGCUUCAUCUGUCACAUGCCAUGGGGCAAGGCUCCCAGGUUUCCUGGGUGCAGCUGGAUCCAGCUCCCCAUGUUCCUGCCCAAGUGGGGCUCCGGUCAUAUACUCCCCUCAUUGCCUAGCUCUGCAAAGGGGUGAGGACCAGCCUCCCACUCAGAUCUGGAGCUGGGAGUGUCCCAAAGAGGGUGGCUGCUGAGCUGAGCAGGAAUUGAGCAGGCACAGGGGGAGGGGACUGACUUGUGCAAGCAGGGGGACGGAAUGUGCAGAGGCCUGGAGGCCAAGAGGACAGGCCCAGUGGGGAGUUAUGACAGGAGGCUCUCGUAGUGAACUCUCUGGUGGGGCCUGGACCUGAUCCUGCAGUUGAGGGGGGACAAGCAGGACUGGGCAGUCUGCUGUGCCAGGAGCUUGGCAGAGGCCUGACCCAGGCUGUGCCUUCCUGUAUCCCCACCCUACUCUAGCCAUGAGCCCCUUGGGUGUCACUGGCUUCCUGUAUCUCCCACUGAUAGCUGGCCCACCCAGGCCUGGCUCUGACUCUGUCACCACCUUUUGCUCUUUGCCCACAACUGGCAGGCAGUUUCCUGGGGCUCCUGCUUCUCAGCUCAGCCAUUGUACCUGGUAGGCCCCAGGCCUGGGGCCCCCAGCUUCUUAUCCCCUCCUGGGGUUAGGUGUGUUUUCCUCUUGGUCCAGGGAUGACUCCCUGGCCCACUCAGAGUGGGCAUUAGAUGGUGUCCAUGAUGAUGGAGGGGUGGGUGUGUCACCCCAGGGGCAGGCUUCUUGCCCGUGACUGGAGAGCUGAUUUCUCCAAGAAGAUUUGUUACCCUGUGAGUGUGCUGCCAUCCUGCAGGAUGAGGGGACUGACUGAGAAGAUGUACCACUCCUGAGGAGCCUCAGGACCAGGCAGGGUGGCCAGGCUGCCUGGCUGGGGAAUCCUGCUGGGUCUGCAUGGGCUGGAGGGCUGUGAUGUCCUGCCAGGGCACCUGCUGCCUGCCCUGCACCCAGUGUUCCUGAGGGGAGCCUGCCUGCCAGGUGGCAGAGUCUAGGAGGGAGGGCGGGGAAGGCCCAGACAACAGAUCUUGCCUGGGGAUCUAGACCCAAUACCCACUUUCAGGGUGACCUUGGACAAAACCUCUGCCCUGGGCCCUGGUUUUCUCAUCUGUCUUCAAGGGAUUUUGGACUAUCUCAGCUUAUUGCCAACCCUGAAAAGGAUGUUCCCCCAUUGUGCAGGAGUGUGGGGUGGGUGGUAUACUGUCCUAGUGGGAAUGGAGAGGGAAAGAUGAAGAGGGCACACGACCUUCUGAGCCCAGAUCCAGACUGGAGAGGGUCUUCUCCCCUCCUGUUGUGCCCUGGACCAGCUAAACAGCCUCUUUGAACCUCUGCACUUAGUGGAUACUAGCUGCCCAGCCCCAGGCCUAGGGCAUCAAGGCUCCCUGGUUCUCACAAUAAGGAUGCCAUUGCAGAGGACUUUCACUUUCUUCCUUUGAAGGACAGCAGUAGACUGCAGGACUGCUGGGGUGGGGCCUGUCAGGCUUUUGGGAGCCUGUCAGCCCAGCCAUUCUGUCUAGAAAGCUGGACAGCUAUUGGGUAUAGACUUCACAUCUCUCCUGUCUGGUGUUGUCCUCUGGGUCAGUGUGUCCAGGGCUAGAUGUCCCUGUACUUCCCCUCCUUUAGUGACAACCUUUGGACCCCUGGCCUAGGGGAGGGUCCCUCUAUAGAACCCAUUGGGACAACCAGGAGGAGGCAGGUAUGGGAUCCUGCCAUCUGGAGGAAUUAUGGGCAGGAAUCCCCAGCUGCAGGAAGGUGCAGGGCAGGGUCUAGGGCUCCGGAGGGUGGUUUGUUUCAGGUACUCUGUGGGGUAACAGUAGUUGUGGGACAGCCACAUCAUUGCUGAGUGACUGGUUGACCCCUGUGCCCACAGGGGCAAGUGGGUAGAGGCAAGGACACCUUAGUGUUCACUGAUUGGGGUGGAUGAGGCAAGGGCACAGGGAGUCACAGGAGGCCACAGACCAGAGUGGAGCCUGACCCCGGCACAGCUCAGCAGCCGGCCUGGCCCAACCCUCCACCCUGCAGUGGAGCAGAGAACUUCACGUGGUGCUGGCAGAUAAGGUUAUCUGGUGCCUGCUGCUGGGAGAGCGAAGGGGGCCCCAGAGUUUGGCUUGCCACACCCAGGAAGGGCUGUGAGGACCCUGGUGCAUCUGUCACUGUUGUCAUUCCUGGCAGUGAGCUUGCAGGACUCGGGGCAGACCCAGAGGAUUGGAGGGAGUCAGAGCCAGCCAGGCCCAGGCCCUUGGCGUAUGGCAGCUCUGCUCUUGGUCCAUGGCAGGUGACUGACAAACCUCAUUCUCUGUGACGAAGCACAUUGGUUUGUUGGUUUAUUUCUUAAAUGUCACUACUCUCUCCCCCUAUGUAUGACCAAGUGCCCAGCAAUGUUCCAAGAGCCCUGAACCCAGCUCAUUAAGAAGAGUUCAGUGACCAAGCCAGGGGCCGUGACACAUGCCUUAAUCUCAGCAUCUUGGGAGGCUAAGGAAGGAUGGAAAGUUGUAGGCUGGUCUGGCCAACUUGGUGAGUCCGUGUCUCAAAAAUAAGAACUGGGAAUGAAGCUCAGUGGUUGAGUGCCCCAGAAUUCAAUCCCCAAUAAUACAAAAACAAAACAGAACCGUGUAUUAAAGGUACUAGCCCUUUGGCACAUACUUGGUGCAUGUUUUUUUUUUUUUUGAAGGUGAUAUGGUUAUUUUAGCUGUACAAAAGUUUUAACUUUUAUGUAGACAGACAUCAUGUUUAUGAUUUACGGGAUUUUGUUUGUUUUUUGUUUUUUGUGGUGUUGGAGUUUGAACUCAAGGGGUUCUCUAAAGCGCCUGCCACACCCAAGGUAAAGCUACAUCCCCCAUUCUUUACUUUUUUUUUUGGUACUGGAGAUCGAACCCAGGGGUGUUUAACCACUGAGCAACAUCCCCAGCUCCUUUUUGUAUUUUAUUUGGAGAAGGGUCUCACUGAGUUACUUACCGCCUCGCUAAGUUGCUGAGGCUGGUCUUGAACUCACGUUCCUCCUGCCUCAGCCUCCCAAGCCAUUUGGAUUAUAGGAGUGGGCCAUUCCAGCGAUCCUCCUGCCUCAGCCUCCCAAGCCACUGGGAUUACAGGAGCGGGUCACUCUUUUAGAUGUUGAUGGACCUUUAUUUUAUUCAUUUAUUUAUAUGCGGUGCUGAGAAUCAAACCCAGUGCCUCACAUAUACAAGGCAAGUGCUGUACCACAGAGCCACAACCCCAGCCCCGGUUCUUUAUGAGACAGGGUUUUGCUCAAUUGUGCAGGCUGGCUUUGAAUUUAUAAUCCUCCUGCCUUAGCUUCCUGAGUCACUGGAAUUAUAAGUGUGUAAUGCUA
This is a messenger RNA of Marmota monax (woodchuck), 4823 nucleotides long. RefSeq names its product ankyrin repeat domain 9 (gene Ankrd9). Lineage: Eukaryota; Metazoa; Chordata; Mammalia; Rodentia; Sciuridae. The record is from RefSeq and is a predicted model, not a curated record. Bases 399 to 1364 code for a protein of 321 amino acids. The transcript is spliced from 3 exons. Gene Ontology annotation, molecular function: protein binding.